This is a messenger RNA of Populus trichocarpa (black cottonwood), 992 nucleotides long. RefSeq names its product mitochondrial acidic protein mam33. The record is from RefSeq and is a predicted model, not a curated record. The transcript has 3 exons. Bases 158 to 775 code for a protein of 205 amino acids. NCBI's taxonomy places the organism in Eukaryota, Viridiplantae, Streptophyta, Magnoliopsida, Malpighiales, Salicaceae. Gene Ontology annotation, cellular component: mitochondrial matrix.
UCAAAUGCCCAUUUACAGUCCAUCUCAGCAGGUGCCGUUCUAUUGGCAAGACUCGAGACUCGAGAGCUAAGCCUGGGCUCAUCAUCUGCAAUAAUCUACACUUAUAAUCCUGCACACCAAGUUUCUGUAGCAAUUUCUGCUAAAAAUCUUGCAAGAAAUGCCUCGGGUGACCCCAAUCUUGCGGAAGGGUCGCAAAGCACUUGAGAAUCUGGGCUUGGUCAAAAUCCUGCAGUCCGAAAUCAAACACGAACUCUCAACUACUCCCUUCCAGGACAAUCAAAGUGGUAAUUUGGGAGAUUUUAAGGUGGAUUGGGAUUCAUUGGAAUCGCAAGAUGUGGUUUUGCGGAGAAAAUGUGAGUCUGGUGAAGAGGUUGCUGUUUCAGCUUUGUUGGGUCAGGAGAUGUUUGCAGAAGGAGGAAUAUUUCCACGGGAAGUUUUGAUGAAGGUGUGUGUGAAGAAGCCUGGGUUGAACUCUGUUUUACAGUUUGAUUGCGGGGUUUCUGAGAAAGGUAUAGGUGGGUCACAGUUUCACAUUUAUAGUGCACAUUAUCUCCACUUGACGACAACCUGUCCCAAGCCUUCAGCUUACAGAGGCCCCUCAUUCAGUGAUUUGGACUCUGAUUUACAAGAUGCACUUAAGGGAUACUUGAUAGCCAAGGGUAUUGGUGAAAACCUAACUAACUUCCUCCUCUUACACCUACACAAAAAGGAGCUCGGUCAAUAUGUGAAUUGGUUACAAAAGCUUGAAUCUCUGGUGCUGGGAAAAUUCGAUUGACUUCGCUUAUUAACAAUAACAGCUUUGUUGUGGUAAAUGAGUCCAGUUUUCAGCUCAAAUUUCAUCGGAGAACUAAUCAUACAACUUCCAGUGAAGUUUACCUCAUUGAGCAAUUGUGAUGGUUUUAAACUCAGAGCUUAUAGAUGCAACAAGCGGUGUAUUUCUUAUUCUUGUUUUGAAUAGUAUGAAUAUGAACACGCUUCCACCAUUCAUUCCA